AUGCCGCCCGCUGACGUCGAAGACACUUGGUCAGAUUCGGACGAUGAGUUAGAGGCGGACCAUGAGACUUCCGUCGACCUGGGCGUUCCAGACGGCCCCGUAGAGGACGCUGCGGUGCUCCUAGAUGCCGCUGUAUCGCGAAUAGGUGGUCAUCCUACCUUCCUAUCCACCCCCCAUCCGCCUACUUCGCAUGCAACAUGCAACAACUGCUCGCAACCGAUGGAGUUGCUCAUCGAGAUCUGGUGCCCGCUUGAAGAGAGCCCAAACGAUCGUGCACUCUACGUGUGGGCUUGCGCCAACGGAUCAUGUCAGCGGAAGGAAGGCAGCGUCCGAGCAUGGCGGGAGCUGCGCUUCAACAAAAAGUAUGCCGAAAAGCUCGAGCGAAAGCUGGCGCGCCGCAAGGCCAAGGAGCUCGAGGAAGCGAAGGCCGCCGCCACCGAAGCCGCCAAAAAAGCGCAACCCAAGAGCAACCCGUUUGCCCUCGGGGCUACGUCUGCGCCAAACCCGUUCGGCCUGGGGUCCCAAGUCUUUGGCGGUGCGGCGCCGACUGAGCCCGGACCCGAGACACAAUCUGCCGACCGCGACGGAUCGCCCGAGGGAGAGGAGAGUGAGAGCGACAGCGACAGCGAAGAUGAGGCGGACGACGCGGACGACGCGCUCGCUGCUGAGAUGCAGUCUGCUUCGCUCGAGGAUUCUCCCUGGAAAGCCCUCCCUGCGUAUUCACCCCUCUAUCUCUCGACCGCGUCCGAAUACCUCCCGCCGCCCCCGAAGGUGAAGGUCCCUGCGGGAGCGACGGUUGAUCCGGAUGACGACAAGGCGUCGAAGGGGAAGGACGGCGGGUGGGAUAUGGAAGGUUAUGAGAACUCGCUGGACAUCGACCACGUCUUCGAGCGAUUCACCAAGCGGGUCUCGUACGAAGGCGAACAGUGCCUGAGAUACGAACUCGGGGGGACACCGCUUCCUUUCGCGAGCGACAAGGUAUUCGACCAGCUCUUCCCCCUCCCGCCCGCGCCGCCGCUGCCCGUUACGAAGCCCGCCUUCAUGGUCACCCCUCCCCGCAAGCGCACGUACUCGCCAGACGCGCUCCCCCGCUGCCCACACUGCCAGGCGCCCCGCGUGUUCGAGUGCCAGCUUAUGCCGAACCUAAUCAACGUGCUGCGGACGCCUUCCGGGGACCAGAAGAAGCUCACGGACGAGGAGCGCCGCGCUGAGGUACUACGCGCGCUCAAAGGGUCGGGCGCCUCGGGCGGCAAGGGCAUGGACUGGGGGACCUGCAUGGUGUUCUCUUGCAAAAAGGAUUGCUCGGCCGAGAAGGAGGAGGGCAGCACAUGGCGGGAGGAGCUCGUGCUGGUGCAAUGGGACGAGUGA
Molecule: messenger RNA, 1368 nt
Organism: Trametes versicolor FP-101664 SS1
Lineage: Eukaryota; Fungi; Basidiomycota; Agaricomycetes; Polyporales; Polyporaceae
Exons: 5
Coding region: 1-1368 (455 amino acids)
Biological process (GO): maturation of SSU-rRNA
Cellular component (GO): cytoplasm
Source: RefSeq, a predicted model, not a curated record